UGCUACGACGCGUCGGACGUAAAAGCUGUCUAGGGCGAUCUACGCGAAUCAAAAUAUUAUCGUAAUUAGUAGUGGAUGAAGUAGUGAUGAUACUUUGAAGGUCCACAAUAAGUGAGAGUGAUAGUGCAGUGAUGAGAGUGUAGUGUUGUACUUAGCAAUGGAGGCGACAACUCUGCCCCUGGAGGCGGACGACGAGGGCAGGCCGCAGCAGGCCUCGUCCACCGGCAGCGGCUCUUCGUCUGGCGUUGGCUACUAUGGGCACAAGAAUGGUGAAUGGCGCGGCGAAAGAAGAAUGCUGGACAUCACUCGCGACAAGCCGGUGAAGGUGUGCGUGCGUGUGGUCGUGCCCGUCAGAGACCAUCCCAAAUUCAAUUUCGUGGGAAAACUACUGGGACCAAAAGGCAAUUCGCUGAAACGUCUACAAGAAGAUACGAUGUGCAAAAUGGCGGUUCUAGGACGAGGAUCCAUGAAGGAUAGACAAAAAGAAGAAGAACUCCGCAUGUCAGGUGACCCAAAGUUCUCUCACCUGUCGGAGGAGCUGCACGUGGAGAUCAGCGCGUUCGCGACGCCCGCUGAGGCGCACGCGCGCAUCGCCUACGCGCUCGCCGAGCUCAGGAGAUUCCUAGUGCCAGAUUACAAUGACGACAUCAGACAAGAGCAGAUGCUGGAGAUGCAGAUAUUAUCAUCACAGAACGAACAGAGGCGGCCCACUCCUACAGAUUCUUCUAGAAGUAACAGCGAAGAAACUCUGCCUCUACGAGACUCUAAACAGAAGGUACUAGCGGUGUCUCCAGUGACCCCGUCACUUGCGAGUGCCCCCGUGCUGCCGGUACACGCCCCAAGUGCGCGUGACUUCUCCCCGCCCGCGCCCACCCCCGCCCCUGAACAUUUACCGCACCAUCAGAUAACAAGUCCCUCUAACCACGGAGUAUUAGUCGGGGGAGGGCUUAUACAACAACCGCCUACACAUCAUCUACUUACACAAAGUUCGAUACUUGGUGUUGGGUCGGGUGCUCACACCCGCAAGCGGCCGCUGCUGGGCGGCGCGCGGGGCGCCAUCUCGCCGACUAAGCGCGCCGUGCUGUCGCUGCUCGCGCGCGCGCGCGCCGCCACGCACAAGCACGCGCACGAACACCCAGCACUUCUACCAGUCUUGCGGGAUGACUUCGUGACCGGCGUCAAUAUCAACCUAGCAUAAUAUCUAGUCAAAGUAUUAUUAGGAUAAUGUUAUGUAAAUAAUUUCUGUAAAUAGGAAGCUUAGCUUUUUAAAAUCCCCAUCGUCGACCCAAAAAUAAAAUUGUUUUAUUACAAUGUACCUGAUUGUAGACUAUGAUGUACUUCUAAUGGGCCCUCUACACAUUGGGCAGCGUUGGCCCAACAAAUGAUCGUCGAUGUUUGCCGCCAUUACGGCGAUUAUGAAAAAACUAAACAUCUAUAAUAACGGCCGAUCAUAGACAUUUAGGCCCUCUACACUAUCGUGAUUGCCUCUACUCGCCCAACACUGCCCAUUGUGACAAGGGCCCAUCAUAAACUCUAUAAGUCACAAAUAAUAUGUUAACACCAAAAAUCCGUAUACUGUUCUAGAGAAUUAUAGCAUAAUAUCUAUACCAAAAGUUAACUGCUAUACGAUAGUUCCCGGAAACCUACCUAGUAUUUAGAUCAAGAAGAUCAUACGAGCAAUUUUCUUAUAAAUCAUAAUAAAGCUAUUAUAGGGAAUUAGAUUGAAUAUUUAAUGUGAUACAAGACCAAAAAAUUUAAUAAAUUUUAGUUUAUACAAUAUAGAAGAAAUUUACUUUAAUUUAUUACGCCCACUUCUAUGAAAUUCAGAACAUUUUACUUGUUAACCGACUUCAAAAAAAGGAGGAGGUUAUCAAUUCGGCCGGUAUUUUUUUUUUCUGUAUGUACACCGAUUACUUUAAUUUAUUACGCCCACUUCUAUGAAUUUCAGAACGUUUUACCUAUAUUCUUAAUAAUUUUUUUCUUGGAAAUUUUUCGCGCAAUUGAUAAAAUAACUAGCAUUAAAUAAAUUCAUUAUUAAAAUUAAUCAAUGAAUAAUUCCACAUAAUAUUCAUGAAUUAGUUGAAGAAUUUUUAAUAUGAAACUUGCUCUAAAAACUAAUAAAGUGUAUGUUGCAGGCAUAUUGUAUAUUUUCCAUGUUAACAAACGACUCGGCAUUUUGUAUUAUGUCGGAAUUCGGAAUCAAGUUUUUUUUGUUGCAUUAAACGGGUGGAUUAGGUUGCUACUAUUUUAAAAUUACGAGGAUACAUUAACUUAUUGUAAAGUAAUGAAUAGUAAAAAUAAAUAAACUGGCUCUUUGUGGAUGUUUUGCAAUGGAAUGAAUGAAGGAAUGGAGAUGCCGAGCGUUGGUACACUGACUAUGGCUGUGCUAGGGCGUUUGUGAGAGGCAAAAUAAUACAAAUUGACUGCAACAUGGACACCAUUCAUAGUAUAUAGAGCUAGCGCGCAAAAGCAACUUUUGUUUCCGCAACUAUUUUGUCUCUCCCAACAACUCUAUGGGGAGUUUCGUCGCUACGUGCGCGCACUUUCU
This is a messenger RNA of Colias croceus (clouded yellow), 2548 nucleotides long. Its product is annotated as KH domain-containing, RNA-binding, signal transduction-associated protein 2-like. Gene Ontology annotation, molecular function: mRNA binding. The coding region runs from base 158 to 1198 and encodes 346 amino acids. The record is from RefSeq and is a predicted model, not a curated record. Gene Ontology annotation, biological process: regulation of alternative mRNA splicing, via spliceosome. The transcript has 10 exons. Lineage: Eukaryota; Metazoa; Arthropoda; Insecta; Lepidoptera; Pieridae. Gene Ontology annotation, cellular component: nucleus.